This is a messenger RNA of Melanaphis sacchari, 1288 nucleotides long. RefSeq lists its product as uncharacterized. The transcript has 5 exons. Gene Ontology annotation, cellular component: lysosomal membrane. The coding region runs from base 481 to 1095 and encodes 204 amino acids. Lineage: Eukaryota; Metazoa; Arthropoda; Insecta; Hemiptera; Aphididae. The record is from RefSeq and is a predicted model, not a curated record.
UUAAAAAUAUUUUGUCACAAGUUUUUCUUUAUUAUAAUCUACUACUAUGAAUUAUAUACAAAUAUCGAGAUUCGAAACUCCAGAGAUAUCUUCAUAGUUUCGUACACAUGUCGACUGUUGAUGACGGAUGUUAAAUGUUAAAAUUUAUUGUAUACUUAGUAAAUAGUAACUAAUAAUUAGUAUUUAUCUAUUUGGUUCCAGUAGAACCUAAUUAUUUCAUAAAUUUUCCGCUAUUAUUCGCGUUAACAAAACGUCCAACUAAUAAAAAUGUUAACCGUAAUCUUAAAUCCUUUUGAUGUAUUAAGCAGCCAGGAUUGAUCAUCAGUUGGUGUUCAAAGACAUCGGUUAUCCUAUUAUUAUUUUAGCUGUCAUCGAAUUUUCGAUGUAUUAAUACAAUUUAAUAAUAAUUGUUAUGCUCAAGACUUUUUUUUUCAUCGUUCACUGUUAAACGUAACAUAUAUUAGCAUAGUUUUACGCAAAAUGGUUAAGAUUCCUGUCAUAGUGGGCGUAUUAUCAUUGAUCACCUCGUUGAAGGCUGAAUCAUAUGAAGAUGCUCGUUGCAAAUGUGUUUGUACUAUAGUGAAUGGUACAGAAAUGUAUAAUAAAUUAUUUAUAGCUAAUGUUCUUCCUAGCAAUGAUUGUAAUGGAGUAAGUUUACCAAUUAUUGGUGAAGUGAAUAAUACAAAAAAAGAAUUAUGUCCGCGGUGCACUUGUACUUAUGAGAGUAGAAACACUACAACUAUGAAAGUAGUUGUAUUAAUUGUGCUGUGUGUGAUAUCGUGUUUGGUGAUGUACAUGUUUUUCCUGCUAUGCCUGGAGCCAAUGAUGAGAAGACGCAAGCUUGUUGGCGCAUAUGUAGAGCACACCAACGAAGAGGUAUGUUCUUUAUUGGAGGCGACCAUGUCCGAUAGCGGUAGUUUUGAUGAUGUUCCACCAGCUGUUUCAUUAAAUGCAAGGGGAGGAAGCGAUCCAAUGGUUUCUGUAGCUAACAGUAGUAAUGUCCUCAACAGAUUUGGACAUCAACAAGACAAAUGGAAAAAACAGGUGAAAGAACAAAGAAAAAAUAUCUAUGAUCGUCAUACUAUUCUCAAUUAAAUGUUAUUGAGUAGAUUUUUCAAUUUGUUAUUAUUGUUAUUUUUCACUGAUAGUUAAAAAUUAAAAAAACUUCAUUCAAUUCUUUCUUCUAUUUUUUCAUCAGUGAUAUUGAAUAUCUACCACUGUCAUUGUUUUUUAUAAUAUAAUCGAUUCCAUAAUAAUCUAUAUUAUAUUAUUAUCAUUAUUUUGAUUA